This is a messenger RNA of Cololabis saira (Pacific saury), 2682 nucleotides long. RefSeq lists its product as uncharacterized. Gene Ontology annotation, molecular function: protein binding. Lineage: Eukaryota; Metazoa; Chordata; Actinopteri; Beloniformes; Belonidae. The coding region runs from base 104 to 1474 and encodes 456 amino acids. The transcript is spliced from 4 exons. The record is from RefSeq and is a predicted model, not a curated record.
CAUCCCUCCUCGCCGGUGCGGAGCUCCUUCCGGUGUAAACAUCUGUGCUGGUGUCGGUGCUGGUGUCGUCCCGGUCCCCCCGUCCCUAGCGGGCCCUAGCAGCAUGGACGGGCCCCAGCUGCCCCCGGAGAUCUGGGUGCAUGUGCUGGGCUACCUGAGCACGGAGGAGAAACACGCGGUCCGCAGCGUGUGCCGCCACCUGCGGCGGCUGGCCGACCACCCGGGCCUGUGGCGGGAGCACCUGGUGGUGCUGACGGAGCUGCGCCGCUACACCUACGGCUUCUGGGACACGCUGUCCCGCCGCCGCCUCACCCGCGUGGCCGUGCGGCACCUGCGGCGCAAGGAGUGGCGGCGGCUGGUCAAGUUCCUGCCGUCCCUGACGGCGCUGGUGUUCGUGGACGGAGGCCGCCAGUACAAGCAGAAGUACAGCGACAACCUGCAGAGGUUCCCCGACCUGCGGGACCUGGGGGUCCGCAACGCCACGUGGGACGAGCCGCUGCUCGGGCCCGCGCUCACCCGCCAGCUGCGGGAGCGGCUCACGCACCUCAGCGUGUGCAACGUGCGGCUGCCGUGCACGGUGACGUUCAUCAGCACCGUGGCCCAGCUGGCCAACCUGCGAUACCUGCUGUUCCACCACCAGGGGGAGAGCUACGGCCUGGGCACGGUGCGGCCGGUGCCCCGGGCCGGGUUCCACCAGCUGCUGCUGGGGCUGGGGAAGCUCCGACACCUGUCCUGGGGCAUGAAGGGGGAGCCGCCCGACCCGCUGCCCGAGGACUACCUGAGCCCCCCGGACCCGAACCGGCCAGGAACCGACUCGUACGGCGGCCCAGCACUGGAGAGCCUGGAGCUUGUGGAUUACCCAGAAACCACCCUUCCUGAAAAUGCACUGAGGAGUCUGACUCAACUGAAGUCUCUGACGGUCCGCUACCGGUACAUCAGAGAAGGCAUCGAGUGUCGGCUCCGGUCCUGGCUGAGUCCCCUGCAGGAACUGGACUCCCUCACCAUCAUCGGAGGGAACUCUCUGUCCACCUACACCACCACCAUCCCCUCCAGCGUGACCAGGCUCACCCUGCGCGUGGCCAUCACGCUCAAAGACAUGGACUCCAUCGCCCCCAAGCUUCCAGGACUCAAACAUCUGGACAUCGAGCAGAACCGCUCCAGCGGCAGCCUCUGCAGACGGAUCCCCAUGCUGUUCCCACAGCUCCGGACCCUCCGGAUACGGUUCUUCCGCCGGGAGCCGGAGAAGGACCUGCUGUGCCUCCACAAGCUGCGGCACCUGGUGCAGCUGGAGCUGCUGGUGGAGCGCUCGUUCAUCCUGAGAGACUACCUCAACGGCCACCCCUGGCCCAGCCCCUACGUGCAGGAGCUGAUCAACGAGCUCCGCCAGCUGUCCCAGAACCGCAUCAAGGUCAUCACCACCAUGCGCCACCGGAACCCUCUAAGAGAAUGUGAUUGUGUUUGGGAGGGAGACUGAGCCGGCAGGACCCAGCAGGAGCUAGCAGGAGCUAGCAGAAGCUAGUCACCUAACGCUAACGCCUCAGAGACGCUUGGUAGUGCGACUGCUGUUCUGGACUAAAAUGUACGGAGCUCUGAAGGCGUUUGGGUGGGACUGAGGCCCCUCCCCCUAACGCCCUUCACGAGCUAGAAAUAAAAUAAAUGAACUGUUUGUUUGACUGCAUAACAGGCUGGUGUGCCGGGCUCUGCCGCGGCGUGUUUGACGCUCUGUCCUGGCGUUGGGGUCGGCGCCACCAGCUGGACCUGAGCUCCGUGUUCUGCUUCAUUUUAUUUUUUUUGGGGCUCUAGUGGCCCUUUAUUCAAAGUGUACAGGCAGGAAGGGGGUAGAGAGAGAGAAUGGGAAUGACAUGCAGCAACGGUGCGCAGGCCGGGGUUGGAACCUGCGACCGCUGCAGGACUGUAGCCUCAGUAUCUGAGCCGCUGCUGAACCCACUGCACCACCGAGCGGCUCCAGGGGUCCUAUGCUCGGCUCAGUCCAACCUUGUUCUCUCUGCUUCCGUGUCUCCAGCAUCAUCAGCUCGUGCACUAGCCGGGUCCAAGCCAGUAGGAAACAUUUUAAAUAGGAAAAGAGAGUGCAGUGUCGGGACGUCCCCAGAUGGGGUGGCAGGUCUGAAAGCCGGGGCCUCAUGUACAAAACGUGCGGCGCACAGAAAAAAACUUGCGUACGCCACUUCCUACGCUCACGGUCGAACGUUCACAAAGUGAUUUGAACGUAGAAAGUUGCUGUCCUUCACAUACACAUCAAGUCUGGCGUACGCACUUUUCUGAGGUUUUGUCCGUUGGCGACACUCACUGGUGAUGCAGUGAAGUGCAGAAUAUGAAGAAACGUAACGUCAACAAUAAGUUCACAACCACAUGAAGGACACGACAGUCCCCACAUCACCAGAUAAUUUACACAAGAGUGGAGCUGCAACAACCUCACAAUCAACCACAUGAUCUGAACAAACAACUAAAGGAGCUCAACGAUGGAACCUGCAAAUCCUGAUGGAGCUUUGGCUCCGUUAGAGGAACCUGCUGAUGAUCAGAUCACACCGACCUGCUGGUCCAGGACUAAGACUGGACCAUCAGCUGGUUUAGUCUGGACCUGCUGGUCCAGGACUAAGACUGGACCAUCAGCUGGUUUAAUCUGGACCUGCUGGUCCAGGACUAAGACUGGACCAUCAGCUG